This is a messenger RNA of Puccinia graminis f. sp. tritici CRL 75-36-700-3, 692 nucleotides long. RefSeq lists its product as uncharacterized. Bases 1 to 591 code for a protein of 196 amino acids. NCBI's taxonomy places the organism in Eukaryota, Fungi, Basidiomycota, Pucciniomycetes, Pucciniales, Pucciniaceae. The transcript has 2 exons. The record is from RefSeq and is a predicted model, not a curated record.
AUGAGUUCGCCACCAUUAAGGAUCAUCGACUCGGAGCCCGGAAGAGCCGGCGAGCCGGGGAGCGCCAUCAGAUGUGGCGAGACCGGCCAGGAUCCGAUGGCCUCCUUAGACGCCGUCGCCAGCGCGGUGGCAGAUGCAAGGAGGGCACUCCAAGAGCUCCAUCAUGAGACCUCCACCCUCCAACUCAUCUCCGCCCAGCUCCAUCGACAUGCCCUCCUGCUCCGUCUCAUCCACAACGCCAUGGCUCUCAGCCUACAGCCAGCACUAGAACCUCCCCAUCCCUCUCGCCAGAGCACUCUUCAACGACUCGAUCUGCUCGACUCUUCGGGCAAUCCCAUUCAUACUCUCGCCUCCGUCGAGGCCUUCAAAUCAAAUCCUGAGCAUAAUCAGCAGAUCCCUCAUUGCUUGAUCUGUCUCGAAGACUACAUCCUUGAUUCUCCGAUCGUCGUCUUGCCCUGCCAUCAUUCACACAACUUCCAUCUCACUUGUUUAACUCAUUGGGCCCGUUAUUGCCAGCAGCUCCUUUGCCCCUUGUGUCGUUCUCCGUAUGAACAAGAACGCUCGAGCGAUGAUGACCUCCCGGAAACCUGAGGGGAAGAGAGAUUAGGUGAAGCCCAUUCCAGUUACAUUUUUUUUCUUCUUCGUUUUCCUCUUUCUUAGGUGUAUGUAUCACUUCAAAACCCUUCAGCAUC